This is a messenger RNA of Cyphellophora europaea CBS 101466, 2841 nucleotides long. RefSeq lists its product as uncharacterized. NCBI's taxonomy places the organism in Eukaryota, Fungi, Ascomycota, Eurotiomycetes, Chaetothyriales, Cyphellophoraceae. The record is from RefSeq and is a predicted model, not a curated record. Gene Ontology annotation, cellular component: nucleus. The transcript has a single exon. Bases 1 to 2841 code for a protein of 946 amino acids. Gene Ontology annotation, biological process: single strand break repair; double-strand break repair. Gene Ontology annotation, molecular function: double-stranded DNA binding; single-stranded DNA binding; 3'-tyrosyl-DNA phosphodiesterase activity.
AUGGACCCCUCCGACGCCAUUUCCCUCUCUUCGGACUCUGAGCCCGAGACUGAGACGGAUCCGUCGCUAUCUUCCGCAUUUUUGAGCACAAAAGCUUCCAAUCUGGCUCGGGCCUCCAUCAACAAUUACGGACAGCCUGUUGUCAGUGGACCGGGCCCCAAUCGGCCUCUGACAUUGCCAGUCCAGCUGCGCCAGGAGGUCGACUUGACGCAAGGACAGGCACAUAUUGACCGAAGAGUAGAAAUGGCGAGACAGCAAGACCCGGAUGAAGAUGAAGACGAGGAGCUCAAGAGGGCCAUCGCGCUGAGUCUGGAGAGCCAUCAAGAGGAGAUCCUGAGGGAUGCUGAGGGCGCGCACCAUGAAGAUGUGAAGAGCGAUAAUGAGCACCAGCGAGCGCCAGUGGCAGGUGCACACGAGGCUGUCCCGCCUGAAGCUACAGCACCCAAGACUUCUACGAAAGCAGAAGGACCCCUUGGCUUCCUCGGCCUGGACCGUAAAGCGAUGGAGGCAGAGCGGCUGGCGAGGCUGAAGCGAAAGCGGGAUGCCGAAGCCGAUCCGUUUCCUACCACGAAUGUGCCUUCCACAGCAUUCAAUACUCAGACCGCCGCAGAGCCUCAUCCUACUACAGGCCUUGGCAGCAAGCGCCCCAAGGCGGCCGAUAAACGUGGCACGGACCUCACUACAGGGAUGAGAUCUAUCUCUCCCCCCAUAAUCAACCGCCGCGAACGCUCUUCGGGCUCUUCGCCAGUGAAGCCAGCUCAACCAGCAAAAUCAGCAAAGACAAUGGCCGAAACCACGGGAUCCACAACCUCACCCUCCCAACCCCAAUACUACCCUCACGGCAAGAUUUUCAAAACCCACUCCCCGGCGCACGCUACUACUACUACUAUUACAACAACAACAUCAUCCUCAUCUUCCCCCUCCACCCCUUCAAACACAAUCACCUUCCCCGCCCUCCUCGGCGACCCCUCCUCCAUUACCUCCGCGCUCCUCUCCUCCUUCACCAUCGACUUCGACUGGCUCCUCCCGCACUUCUCCACCGCCACGACCAACUUCGUGUUCGUGCUGCACACGCACAGCGGGCCCCACCGCGCCGAGCUGCGCGCCGGCUUCGAGGGCAUCCCCAAUGUGCGUCUCGUCUUCCCUGCUGCGAGGGGCGGGAUGCUGGGGCAUGGCACCAUGCACAGCAAAUUGAUGGUGCUGUUCUACAAGGGUGUUGCUGCUGCUGCGGCGGAAGAGAAGGAUAAUGAUGAUGAUGAUGAUGAUGGGAGAUGGGCGCACGGGCGCUGUAGGGUCGUGGUGCCGACGGGGAACCUCGUGCCGCAUGACUGGGGCGUGGGCUCCGUGAUGGAGAAUCUGGUCUUUGUCAUCGAUCUGCCGAUGCUGGCGCCGGCGCCUGGUGGUGGUGGUGGGGACCAUGAUGAUGAUGAUGCACAGGGCAAAGAUGCGCAGCCGCCGACACAAGCGCGGAAGAAGCAGCAGACCCCAUUCGAGCGUGGCCUGUUUGCGUUCCUAACCGCCCAGGACGUCCCGGUCAAGGUGCUGUGGAAGCUGGCGAGCGUCGACUUCACGAAAACCGAGGGCCUGGCAUUUGUGAGUUCGGUGGCGGGGUUUCACGUCGAUGCUAGCGGCACUACGACCAGCAGUACUGGUUCUACUUCUACUGAUGUAGACGAGCGCGACGGCACAGGCCUAUGGGGCCUGAGCGCCGCAGUCAGAGAGCUGGGCCUACAGUGUCCGGCCAGCGGUGGUGCUGCCACGGCGACUCCCGAGGAGCAAGUGCAAGUGCAAGUGCAAGUGGACUACGCGACCAGCAGCCUCGGGGCGCUGACGCCCGAGUACGUCUCGCGGCUGUAUAGCGCGAUCCGCGGUGUCGAGAUGGGCAAGAAAGAGAACUUGAAGUUGAAGAAGGUCGUGAGGAUGCCCUGGUCGUCGUCUUCGAAAGAGGCAGACCAGCAGCAGCAGCAGCCAUGGCGCAACAACCUGCGCAUCUACUUCCCCUCCUCGGACACGGUGCAGGCGUCGCGCGGCGGGCCGGACGGCGCAGGCACCAUCUGCUUUCAGGAGAAGUGGUGGGACAAGGCGGACUUCCCUCGGGAGGUGGUGCGAGAUGCGGUGAGCGUCCGGGAGGGUCUGCUUGGCCACAGCAAGUUCAUUUUGGUGCGGUAUGCUGAUCAAGGAGGGAACGACUAUCUGCGGAUCAGCGACGGUGCGGCUGUCGGUGUCAAUGCGACGCAAGGCGCGAUGGGUUGGGUCUACGUGGGGAGUGCAAAUUGCAGCGAGAGUGCCUGGUACGUGCUUUCUGUCUUUUUCUUGGCUUCCCCAUCCCCGUCCGAUUGUGUUUUUCGCUACGGUCGUAUCUCGAUGUCCAUCAAACGUUGCUUUCUCACUUUGCGCGGAAUGUGGAAAUCGUCUCCCACUCUGUCGGGCCCGAGGCGCCCGUCGGUCAAGCAGUUAGGAAGUCUUUUUCUGGGGAAAGUUUUUUUCGUUGCAACCCAAGAAGAAUGCAGCCUGCCCACGCUUUCUUCUGGAUCGUCUGAACUGACAGAUUACACAAGGGGAAGAGCCGGUCCGCCUGUCAGAUCCGACAACUCCACUCGGUCGUCGGCGAAACUCACCAUGCGCAACUGGGAAUGCGGUGUCAUUAUUCGCGUGCCAGCCUCAAAAGCUAGUGCUGCAAAGGACCGACGGCAAGGGAGGAAACACUUUGACCAGGUGGGAUCCGACGAUGUCUUUGCAGAGUUUCAAGAUAUUGUGCCCAUAACUAUUCGGAUGCCUGGCGAGUCAAUGGUCGCCACUAGAAGGCUGCCUUGGUUUACUAGUGGAUUCGGUAAUGAAUGA